Messenger RNA from Saprolegnia parasitica CBS 223.65, 1319 nucleotides. RefSeq lists its product as hypothetical. Lineage: Eukaryota; Oomycota; Saprolegniomycetes; Saprolegniales; Saprolegniaceae. The transcript has 4 exons. The record is from RefSeq and is a predicted model, not a curated record. The coding region runs from base 15 to 1280 and encodes 421 amino acids.
UUUUAGCUCGACCGAUGGUGGAGACGCCGGCGGUAGAUGCGCGCGUCGAGGAGCGAGGGGCCGAGGUGCGGGCGGGGUUUCCGUCGCCGCGGUCGUCGCGAGCCGUGCUCGACUCGGCGCGCCGACAGCAGACCGAGCGCACCCUGCUGCGGUCGCCCACGUCGCCGACGCGGCGGGUCCUGGACGAGAAGAGCCAGCUCAUGCUCGAGGUACUUCAAGACUAUGGCCCGUACUCGCCGCGAAGAGAGUACAGCUGCCGGUCGCUGCCCAAGCCCCGAAGCGAGGACUUUGUCUUGCGACACAACGCCCAAAACAUCCACGACUUCAAGCAAGCGUACUCCAAGUCGUAUGGAACGCUCAACCGCAAGCCGCCGCAGUUUGCGCUCAACUGCCCACCGACGAGCCCGUACGCCAAGCGCCCGCCGUCGCCGCCCCACCCACCUGCCGAGCCGCUUUGGAAGCAAUCCAAGCCCAAUGUAUGGGUCCUCACCGAGCACGGGCUAAGGUCGCUCGUGGGGGUCGCGACGCCGCACGCUGCGCCGCCGCGCCUCCUACCCUCCAUCGCCAAGCGGCCGCCGGAAGCCUCGUCCUUCCAGGCCCACGCGCAAGUUGGGUCGCACAUCGACCUCUCCAAGGACAACGAGUUUGCGAGCCUCGUGCGCCUGCACCACUACUCGCCACGGACGACGCCACUGCCACCGUCGACGGCACAUGCACGCAACGCUGCGUAUGCGCUAAGCAUGCUCGGGCGGCCAAGCACGUCUCCAGACGUUGGUGGGAGUCCCGGGAGUGGCGGUCGCCGGCCAAUGUCGUCGGAAGACCGAGCUGCCAUGUAUGGUUUCUUCGCCAUGUCGUCGUCCCCAUCAAAGUCGCCGCUGCGGUCGCCCAAGAAGCCGGCGUCGCCACCGAAACCCGAGCAGCUUUGCCCAUCGAUUUCGCUCAAGCACAUGUCGCUCAUGGAGGUCGAGCCGAGCAUCAUCAACUUUGACCGCGUCCGUCGCGGCCAAACGUACCACUUCCCCAUCAAGAUCCGCAACUUUGGCACCAAGCAAGAGCGGUUCCGUGUCCGCUCGAUCGCACUUAAGGCAGGCGGCGCCGAGUGCUCGACUGUCCAGGUCGAGUACGACCGAGAGAAGGCCAAGAUUGCGCCGGGGCUCAGCGCGAUGCUGCUCGUGAUCGCCACGUUUGAGCGUUCUGGCGCCAUCUCCGGCGUCCUCGAUAUUGAGAGUCCGAGCGGCAAGUGCGGCCUCGCCGUCAUCGGCACCGUCGAGUCCUCGUAAAGCGAAUGUAGGUGAUCUUAUUAAAUAAAGGAGUUGUGG